Molecule: messenger RNA, 1491 nt
Organism: Aspergillus udagawae
Lineage: Eukaryota; Fungi; Ascomycota; Eurotiomycetes; Eurotiales; Aspergillaceae
Exons: 2
Coding region: 1-1491 (496 amino acids)
Source: RefSeq, a predicted model, not a curated record
AUGCUAAAACUCUCGCAAUUACUAGACGCCAAAGGGCGUAACAGCUCCGAUACAAAUGCAGACAUCUCGCCAUUGUCCCGUCAACCCCCUCAAUCCCCGUUGACGGCCGAUCUCUCAACCCCGGUCUCGCCCGUGGUCUCGCUCUUCUCCAAAGGUCAUACGCGUGUCUCCAGCUCCGUUUCCUCCCUGGUCUCGUCCCCUGGUCAGGGAAAUUCCACGGAGAGCUCAAGAAAUGCCCUGACAGGAGUGAAGGAGGAACCCUGCCAAGCCAGGGAUCUUGAGGAGGAAUAUUUCCAACAUUUUGACCAAGGCAUGUCUGUUGUGGACGAUGCGUACUUUCGACCCUCAGUCGAUUACUCUGAUAGUUACGAUUUGAACGAUGCCGGAAUGGACACCCCUCAUUCCCCUAAGAAACGACGCGCCGGCAGUCUCUCCGGUAAAGGCCUGUCGCGCAUUAGUUCUCGCAUUUCCACCAUAUCCAACCGCUGGAGGCCGAAUCGCAUGUCGGACGGUCCUGAUGCCGUGGACCCCGUCGGAUCCAGUCUACGGUCCCGGACAAACUCCGCCUCGUCUAUCCGUGCCAGCCCGACUGUAAGUCGAGUCGACUCCAUCGCGAUUCCGCCUUCGCCUGCAAGGACCAUCUUUGAGGAGCGCAUGAGCGAGUCGGGAGUACAACCCAUCGACAUUGCCAAAGCGAACAGCCAGUGCCAGGAUGACUCGGACGCCCCGCAAGCCACCACUCCUCUGCUUCCUCCCUUCAUGGGGGACGAGCCACUGAGUGUUACUGCCUCUAGAGUUCAGUCGCCUCUGCAGUCACCGUCGGUCGCCGACGUCUCCGAGGAGUGCCUGGACAACAGCAUGACGUUUGCAGAUCCUCGUCUGGCAAGCAUUCCGUCGCCUCCGCUGUCAUCCAAGCCGUCGGUCGCGUCUUUCAAUCGUCCACGCGCCAGCACCGUGCGGACAGUGUCGGGAGAGGGCCCAUCCUUCUCGUUGACCGAUCCGAACGACGAGUGGGCGACCCAGCUUGGCCAUGCCAAUUUCACCGUCCAGCCCGAACCUUACGUGCCUGAAGUCUACGAUCUGAGCUCGUUCCGGCAAUUACGCGAACACUGGGAUCAAGCACAGUGCAACUUCACCAAGCACCUGGUUCGGACCGGUGAGCACUACGGUGUGACCUCCACCAUCUACAAACUGACCGAGGCCAAGUGGGACGCGAUCAACAGUGAAUGGAAGCGCACCUACGACGAGAUGCUGUCCCAACUGGACGCGACCGACGGCUUGCUGAUGGGCAUCAUCCAGUCGCAAGGCAACCCCUGCGAGCCAGUCAAAAUUCCUCGGCUCCACGAUGAGAAGUUCCCCGAACUGGGCGAUGGCGAGAUCGUCGGUCCCAUGAAAAUUGCUCCGGCGGCGAGUAUGCCGACAGCCUGCCGGGGCCGAUCCUUGAAACGAAACUUUUUCAAAUUCUUCCAGGAUCUCGUGUCGCGAUCCUGA